Molecule: messenger RNA, 1200 nt
Organism: Anopheles bellator
Lineage: Eukaryota; Metazoa; Arthropoda; Insecta; Diptera; Culicidae
Product: odorant receptor 4-like
Exons: 7
Coding region: 1-1200 (399 amino acids)
Biological process (GO): sensory perception of smell; detection of chemical stimulus involved in sensory perception of smell
Cellular component (GO): plasma membrane
Molecular function (GO): odorant binding; olfactory receptor activity
Source: RefSeq, a predicted model, not a curated record
AUGACCGGCUGGACUAUUACUUUCGAGGAGACAUUGAAAAACACCAAUCGAAUGUUUCUGAUGAUCGGGGUACCGCCCUGUCAGGAUUACUACCCACCAACGGUGCUGGCUGCCGUGCGUAGGAACGCACGGUUCAUCGUAUCGCUCACAGCUCUCCUGUACACCACCAUCGGAGAGCUACUGUACCUUGGAGAGAUGUUGCAAAGGGAGGUGAACUUCCUAGAAGUGACGUUCCAGGCUCCCUGCAUCGGAUACUGUACGAUCGGUGUGCUCAAGAUGGUGAUCCUCGCCGUGCGCCGAAACACGAUCGCCGAGCUCGUGGCGCUGUUCAACGCGAAAUGGAAACGUGCGAUCGUCAGCGACGUACACAGGGCGGUGAGUGAGGAGACGAUGCGGCCAGCGAUAACGGUCACCACCGUGACCGCGGUCGUGAAUAUUGUGAUGGGAAUCGCCUUCACGAUUCUACCCAUCGCGGAAAUGAUCUACCACCACCAUCACACCGGGGCCUGGGUUCGGAAGCUGCCUUUCAACAUCUGGUGGCCGUUCGAUCCGUACGGCGGCUCAAAGUAUUUCUGGUUCGUCUAUCCACUGUACUUCGUUAUCGGAUUUACAGGAAUCAUCAUCCACAUGGCGUUCGACUGUCUGUUUUGUAUUUUGGCCGCUCACCUCUGCAUGCACUUUCGCAUCCUGAAGCUCAACAUCGCCCAGAUGGUGGCGACUGGGGAGCGUGACGUCAAUCGGGCCCGGUUGUAUGACGCCAUCGUUACUCAUCAGGACCUUAUGGGAUGCAGCGUCUUCAUGCAGAACGUGUUCAGCGUAGCGCUGUUUAUCAACUUUUUCGGCAGCUCCAUCAUCAUUUGCAUCCAGGCGUUUAUGAUAACGACCGUCACGGGCUAUACGCUUAGUAAGUUCGUGCUAUUUAUGCUGUGCUUUCUGAUCGAACUGCUGAUGCUGUGUGCCUACGGGGAGGACAUUGUCCAGUCGAGCGGAGACAUAGCGGAUGCGACUUACAACUGCCUCUGGUACGAGGAGAACAAAUCGUUCCGCAUGUCCGUUUCGCAAAUAAUGCUGAAAAGCCAGGAGCCGAUGAUCCUGACUGCUUGGAAGAUCUGGCCCAUCCAAAUCAAGACGUUCAGCAGCAUACUGCAAGCUUCCUGGUCAUACUUUACCUUGCUGAAGACGGUUUACGGGGAAAAGUGA